Messenger RNA from Equus caballus (horse), 2054 nucleotides. RefSeq names its product tyrosylprotein sulfotransferase 1 (gene TPST1). Gene Ontology annotation, cellular component: Golgi apparatus. Gene Ontology annotation, molecular function: protein-tyrosine sulfotransferase activity. The record is from RefSeq and is a predicted model, not a curated record. Lineage: Eukaryota; Metazoa; Chordata; Mammalia; Perissodactyla; Equidae. Gene Ontology annotation, biological process: peptidyl-tyrosine sulfation.
UGAGGCGGCCGCGGGUUCGGCGAGUGUCGGCGCUGCUCUGCGGGGCCUGGCCAGGCUGGCCGCUGCUAUCGCCUGGCAGUGAGGACAGGCUCUCGGGGCGGGCGGAAUGGCCCCCGCCUAGGGCGGUGGGAGAAGCGGCUGCGCCCAGGAUGCUGGGGAGGCGGCGCGGCGGCUCCUCACUCAUCCCAGUAGAAUGUGGAGAUAAUGACUUCUUGGGGAUGAAGCAAAUCUGAACGCCAGAGUUGUUGAUCAUCUUUCUGAAGUGGAAUCUCCAUGGCCUGAACAUUUUCUGAAAAUCAUUCUGAGCAAACUGUCUGUUUAAAAACAAGAUAACCACAUCAAGAUGGUUGGAAAACUGAAGCAGAACUUACUAUUGGCAUGUCUGGUGAUUAGUUCUGUGACUGUGUUUUACUUGGGCCAACAUGCCAUGGAAUGCCAUCAUCGAAUAGAGGAACGUAGCCAGCCCCUCAAAUUGGAGAGCACAAAGACCACUGUGCGAACUGGCUUGGACAUCAAAGCCAACAAAACCUUUGCCUAUCACAAAGAUAUGCCUUUAAUAUUUAUUGGAGGUGUGCCUCGGAGUGGAACCACACUCAUGAGAGCCAUGCUGGAUGCACACCCUGAUAUUCGUUGUGGAGAGGAAACCAGGGUCAUUCCUCGAAUCCUGGCCCUGAAGCAGAUGUGGUCGCGGUCAAGUAAAGAGAAAAUACGCUUGGAUGAGGCUGGUGUCACCGAUGAAGUGCUGGAUUCUGCCAUGCAAGCUUUCUUACUAGAAAUCAUUGUUAAGCAUGGGGAGCCAGCCCCUUAUUUAUGUAAUAAAGAUCCUUUUGCCCUGAAAUCCUUAACUUACCUUGCUAGGUUAUUCCCCAAUGCCAAAUUUCUCCUGAUGGUCCGAGAUGGUCGGGCAUCAGUACAUUCGAUGAUUUCUCGAAAAGUUACUAUAGCUGGGUUUGACCUGAACAGCUAUAGAGACUGUUUGACCAAGUGGAAUCGUGCCAUAGAGACCAUGUAUAACCAGUGUAUGGAGGUUGGCUAUAAAAAAUGCAUGUUAGUUCACUAUGAACAACUUGUCUUACAUCCCGAACGGUGGAUGAGAACACUCUUAAAGUUCCUCCAUAUUCCGUGGAACCACUCAGUAUUACACCAUGAAGAGAUGAUUGGGAAAGCUGGGGGAGUAUCUCUGUCAAAAGUGGAGAGAUCUACAGACCAAGUCAUCAAGCCAGUCAAUGUGGGAGCUCUAUCAAAAUGGGUUGGGAAGAUACCUCCAGAUGUUUUACAAGACAUGGCAGUGAUUGCACCCAUGCUCGCCAAACUUGGAUAUGACCCAUAUGCCAAUCCACCUAACUAUGGAAAACCUGAUCCCAAAAUUCUUGAAAAUACUAGAAGGGUCUAUAAAGGAGAAUUUCAGCUACCUGAAUUUCUUAAAGAAAAGCCUCAGCAGACUGAGCAAGUGGAGUAGCAGAGCCAGGAGCCUCUUUCUUACAUGAGGAAGACAGCUGCCUCUUCAACAGAAGGGAAACUUCUAGGACUAGCUGUGCCCUGCGGAGACCAGUGGAGUACAUGUACCAUGGCCCACAUCUCCCAUUCAUUUGCCAAUCUCCUCCUGCUGAGAAAGAAGGUGGGGUGUCAGUCCACCUCUGGGCCUUCCCGAGUGGCCUGCGUUCUGAGUACAGUGCUCCUGAUCCUAAUUACACGCAUAACCCUGUGGAUACGGAGCCCAGAGGGGAUGUGUACUUUCUUCUGUUAAAACUGCUCUGGUCCUCAUCUUUUCUUAUCAGAUUCUAAUCUUUGGUUUCAAGGGGAGGGCUUCAAAAUGGGAUUCUUAAAGCAAAAUUGGGCAGUUUCGUCUUGAAAUAGGUCGUCUGUACGUGUUCUAAUGUUUUGUAGAACACUUGUCCCUGUUGAAAUGUAUUGAUGUGGAUAAUGUUAAAUGUCUUAAUUAUUUAAAUAAUUCAUUGUAUUGUUUCUGAGAAGUUGGGGAAUUACCAUAUACAUUUACAACUUAAUGACUUUUGUAUUUUAUUUUUCAAAAUAAAAGCUUUAAAUGUGAAACA